AUGACUUCUCAGGAAGAGGUUCAAGAGACAAAUCCCACUACUGGGAGUCUUGAAAUCAUCUCCGUUACAGAAGAUGAACCACCAGUACCACAAAUUCAGUUUACCUUCAAAAGAUUUUUCUUCAUACCACAAGCAAGAGUGGACCCGAGUGCAGAUGGAUCUGGAGAUAUCGAACCACCUUCAAUGUGCCAUGCUCUUGUCUCUCUAAAAUACUUCCCAUAUGUCUGUGGUUUAUUCCUUGCAGUAAUCCUAGCAGUUGCCAUUGGCCUGGGUGUCCAGUACAACUGCAUUGGGAAGUUUCGCUGUCGAUCAUCCUUUAAGUGUAUCCAGAAAUCAGCCAGGUGCAAUGGUGUCUUCAACUGUAAAGAAGGGGAGGAUGAGUACAGAUGUGUCAGGCUGAGUGGGAAGAAGGCAGUGCUGCAAGUGUUCACCUUUGGGUCCUGGAGAACUGUCUGCUCUGAUGACUGGAGGGCAGAGUAUGGGAACACAACCUGCAAACACCUGGGCUUCUCAAGUUUUGUGAGUUCAGGUUACCUGCCUGUGGCUGCAGUUGAAAAACAGUUCCAAAGACAUUUCGUGUCCCUCAGCCACUGGUUCUCAGCUGAUCAAGUGACAUCCCUGCACAAUGCCACCAACCUCAGGGAGGAAUGCACUUCUGGCAAUGUGAUCAUCUUGAAGUGUUUGGCCUGUGGGACUCGGGCCAGCUACGGGCCACGGAUUGUGGGGGGCAACGCCUCAUCACCCCGGCAGUGGCCCUGGCAGGUGAGCCUGCAGUUCCAGGGCCACCACCUGUGUGGGGGCUCGGUCAUCACCCCCCUCUGGAUCCUCACAGCUGCCCACUGUGUCUACGACCUGUACUUGCCGAGCUCAUGGAGUGUUCAGGUCGGUUUUGUGACUCAGCAGGACACCCAGGUUCACCCACAUUCCGUGGAAAAAAUAAUUUACCACCGGAAUUAUAAACCCAAGACGAUGGGGAAUGACAUAGCUCUGAUGAAACUGGCAGCACCUCUUGCUCUCAAUGGUCACAUUGAACCGAUCUGUCUGCCCAAUUUUGGUGAACAUUUCCCAGCAGGGAAAAUGUGUUGGGUAUCAGGAUGGGGAGCAACUGUGGAAGGAGGUGACACAUCGGACACCAUGAAUUAUGCAGGUGUUCCUCUGAUUUCCAAUGCAAUUUGCAAUCACAGGGAUGUCUAUGGUGGGAUCAUAACUUCUUCAAUGCUUUGUGCUGGUUUCCUAAAGGGAGGGGUGGACACCUGCCAGGGAGAUAGUGGGGGGCCUUUAGCCUGUGAAGAGAUGAGUAUCUGGAAGCUGGUGGGGACCACGAGCUUUGGAGUGGGCUGUGCAGAGAAGAACAAGCCAGGUGUCUACAGCAGAACCACCUCCUUCCUGGACUGGAUCCACGAGCAGAUGGAGAGAGAAGAACUGCAGACCUGA
Sturnus vulgaris (Common starling) is the source of this 1434-nucleotide messenger RNA. The record is from RefSeq and is a predicted model, not a curated record. NCBI's taxonomy places the organism in Eukaryota, Metazoa, Chordata, Aves, Passeriformes, Sturnidae.